AAGAGGGUUAGUACACCGACAUGCCAAGGGGCUAGAGAUAAUCCGAGGCAUAAGAAGAAAACUUCGACAAAGAGUAUCACGAAGGAUUGAGAUGCCAUUUCGUCACCUUCAUCUAUCGCAUGCAGGAGAUCAGCAUAAAUUAGGUACAUGAUAAAUAUGCAUUACAGUCUAGCGCAACUGGUCAUUCCAUUGCUUAGUAUGGAGACUUUUACAAUACUAGUUCUCAUCUUCGGUGGCUGCUGUACAAACGUGUAUACGUUGGAAACUAUCAUCCAGCACGGCACUGACAGUCGGCCUGCAUUAGCACUUACGUUCAUCCAAUUUGUAUUUGUGGCUGUAGAAGGAUUCGCCUACUUUUUCCGUUUUCACUCGAGAACGCUGCUUAAGCAACCCGAGGUCUCGCGCGUUAAAUGGUUAGGCUUCGCAGUCAUCCAUUUCAGCAUUUCCGUCUUGAAUAACAUAAGCCUGGAGUACCACGUCAGCGUGCCUAUGCAUAUCGUUCUGCGGAGCGGUGGUGGGCUUGUGACUCUUGUUGUUGGAACACUUUUUGGAAAAUCAUACUCGAAAACAAAGUGGAUGUCGGUAAUGUUGAUGACGCUAGGUGUUGUUAUUGCAGCUCUAAGUGGAACAAAAGAUUCGAAGGACGGAGAUCACAUAUCUGGGACUAUGUCAUUUGGCGUUUUUCUACUGCUCAUCAUACAGAUUCUGGUAGCUAUCAUGGGCAUCUUACUGGAAAAUAUAUAUAAGCGCUCCCCUGGGAUAUGGCGCGAAGGCCUUUUCUACACGCAUCUCCUUGCUAUUCCAUUCUUUCUACCUCUACUUCCCAAAAUCACCAUGCAACUUAUGGUCCUUGCCUCUGGAACUCAGCUGGAAAUGAUGGUUCCGCGCAUAUCUUAUCAAGCCUGGGACUUGCCCAUGAAGUUUGUCCUGUUGGUUUUGAAUGCAUUUACGCAAUUCUUAUGCGUCACGGGCGUCAAUUUACUCACAUCGGUCUCGUCCGCACUUUCGGUGUGCAUAGUUCUCAGCAUGAGGAAGUUUGUAAGUCUACUGAUCAGCGUAUGGGUUUUCAAGACCCCAGUUCAUGCAGACUUCGUAUUCGGCACGGCUAUUGUAUUCGGGGGUGUUAUAAUGUAUGCCACAGAUAAUUGGAAAAGGAAAACCUGA
Molecule: messenger RNA, 1164 nt
Organism: Aaosphaeria arxii CBS 175.79
Lineage: Eukaryota; Fungi; Ascomycota; Dothideomycetes; Pleosporales
Product: UAA transporter
Exons: 6
Coding region: 148-1164 (338 amino acids)
Biological process (GO): transmembrane transport
Cellular component (GO): Golgi membrane; endoplasmic reticulum membrane
Molecular function (GO): UDP-N-acetylglucosamine transmembrane transporter activity
Source: RefSeq, a predicted model, not a curated record